This is a messenger RNA of Ornithorhynchus anatinus (platypus), 1933 nucleotides long. It is a transcript of the gene NMRK2, whose product is annotated as nicotinamide riboside kinase 2. The record is from RefSeq and is a predicted model, not a curated record. Lineage: Eukaryota; Metazoa; Chordata; Mammalia; Monotremata; Ornithorhynchidae. Bases 851 to 1453 code for a protein of 200 amino acids. The transcript is spliced from 8 exons. Gene Ontology annotation, cellular component: cytoplasm.
GGGUGAUCGUCUACACGCAGGGCACCCCUAACCAAACUCUUCGCAAUGACUCCUCCGGCAGCAGCAGUAGCUGGACCCAGUUCAUUUGGGUUUUCCCCCACACUUGGCAUGGUGUUGGUAGCAGCAACCCCAGCUCCCAGCUCAGUGCCAUACGGCUUAAUCAGGGUAGAUUUAGGGGCAAAGGCGGCGGGAGCCAGAGUCCGGUAGAAAGGAGUAGAAAGGAGCUCCCUAAGACCCUGGUUAUGGCAAAUCAGCAUGGCAGGAGAUAGAGUGGGGCCCGAGGGGAGGGCCCAGCGGGCACUGGGCCAUUCAGCCGGGGUAUGGCCCCAGUCUGCUGCCAGUUGGGUUAGGAGGCAGAGACAGGCCAACCGGUCGUGGCCGUGGCGGAACAAGUACAAGAACAAAUCCUGCCGGGGCUUGGCCACGGCCACCGGGGGUAAGGCCAUGCGGUUACCAAGGGGUAACCUGACCCCUGGAACAUCUAGAUUACUAGGCUGGGCAACUGGUCCUAAUCUUUUAGGCAAAUGCCCAUAUCUCCUCUGGGUUCGUCCAACCCUGAAUGUGAAAGGGGGAUAUUUCAUAGUCUGGGGCUGAUUAUUUCUUAACUCUGAGUAAGAGUUAAGCAUUUUUAAGAAAACAUCCUUUCUGAAAACAAUCCCCGCCCCCUCCAUAAAAGGAAUUGUGUCUUUCCAUCAUCUCUCCCCUAUCCAAAAUCCCAAUAAUAUUGGAAAUGAAGGCAAUUUCAUAUCAGAGCUUAGGAAGGUAGAUUCCCCCUUCCCAUUAUGCUUCUGAGUAUAAAAUAUAAGAAGAAGCGCUCGGGUCAUAAACAAGAACUCCGGAAACAAAGAAGAUGAAGUACAUUAUAGGCAUAGGAGGUAUGACCAAUGGGGGGAAAACCACUUUGACCAACAGACUUGCCAAAAUCUUACCCAACUGCUGUGUCAUCCAUCAAGAUGACUUUUUCAAGCCACAAGAUCAAAUAGAAGUCGGGGAAGACGGCUUUAAACAGUGGGAUGCAAUAGACUCCUUAGACAUGGAUGCGAUGGUGAACACCGUCCAGGCCUGGCUCAGUAACCCAGUGAAGUUUGCCCGUUCCCAUGGAGUUCCUGUCCUGCCCAGCUCUAAAGAGCCCAUCUCUGCAGACACUCACAUCUUGAUCCUGGAAGGCUUCCUGCUGUACAACUAUGAGCCUCUGGUGGAUCUGUACAACCGACGGUACUUCCUGGAGGUCCCCUACAAGGAAUGCAAAAGGAGAAGGAGCACCCGUCACUACCAGGUCCCAGACCCCCCAGGUCUUUUUGAUGGACAUGUCUGGCCUAUGUAUCAGAAAUACAAGAAGGAAAUGGAAGCAAGUGGUAUUGAUGUGGUCUACCUAGAUGGAAUGAAGUCAAGAGAUGAACUCUUCAAUCAAGUAUUAGAAGACAUUCAAAAUGAAGUCUUAAAUUGUUCCUAGGUAAUGUUCACUGAAGAAGGGUUAGGGACUGUUUCCACCCAUUCUCCAGAAUUUGCCUCACCCCAACCUUAGUACUGAUAAGAUAUUGAGGUCAACUUUAGCCAGUGGGGUUGGUCUGUACAAUACACUCACACCUAACUCACAUUAUCUCAUUUGAGAAGGAUGUAUAUAAUCCAUAAGUAACAGUGAUUUAUUUACAUCAUCAUCCUCCAUCAGAUGUUGCUAGGGUCUUUCCAAUGUAUUCUAUUUAAAAUGCUUUUCAUUAUGUAACCAUUAGCAUCCAUUCAAAAAUACAAAUCUGUUCUCUGUUUUUCUCUAUCGGUGUGUUUGAUGUUAGUGGAGGUUUUUUUUACAGCCUAUGUUCAACCAGUUGGCUUUUUCCAGAGCACAGUGCUCCUUGAGUAUUUCAGAAGCUGGCUUUUGAUUUAUUUACUGGCUCUUCCUGUACUGCCUCACCUUAAAUAAAACAAAAUAAAUCAA